AUCUCUCUAUCAACUAACUGUCCAUUAAUUGCAAACUAGCUGUUCUCUCUCUUGAUCUGUUUGUGUGUGUGUAGAGAGAGAGAGAGAGAGAGAGAGAUGUCAGGUGGGAAGAAGAUGAAGGAGAAGAAAGCAGCUGCAGGUCUAGAAGAGAAGCUCCAGCUUCUACGCUCCGUCACUAAGUCAAAUGCGGCAAACGAGACAUCAAUCCUUGUAGAUGCGUCCAAUUACAUCAAAGAGCUCAAGGACAAGCUUCAUCAGGAGCCUGAGGAUGCACAGCUGGACAGCACUAGUAGUUCCAUGCCAAUGCCAAGAGUGAGUGUUUCAUGUGUAGAGGUAGAGAAUAAGAAAAAAGGGUUUCGGAUCAAUGUGUCACUGGAGAAGAGUCAACCUGAGUUGCUGACGUGGGUGCUGGAAGCAUUCGAGGAGAUUGGGCUUGACGUCCUCGACGCCGACGUGUCCUGCGCACACCACGCCGCCUUUCGCUUUGAAGCGCUUGGAAUUGGAUCCACCACCCAUAGCGAGGAUGCAGAGAGCAUGGAUGUGCAAAUGGUUCGGCAGGCAGUGUUGCAAGCCAUCAAGAAAUGCAUUGACCACCACAGCAGCGAUGACUAGUAAUUUUUAAGCAUGGCUUUGGAUCGAUGCAGCACGUAUGCAUGCAUGUGUAUGAUGAAGGUUGGCUACGUAUAUAUCAUCCAUCUGAUCCAGAAUUUGAUGGUGCAACUUAAUUGUCCUUGGCCGUAGCGCAAGCUUAUUGUCAGGAUACUAUAUUUCCCAUCUUUUAAUAAUUUGGUAUGGUAAGAAGUCAACAUCGAUGUAUAUUAAAAAAGUGUACAAGAGCAACGCUAUGUUUGUUGUUUAAUUUGUGCAAAGAAAUCAUUUACGA
This is a messenger RNA of Oryza brachyantha (malo sina), 883 nucleotides long. RefSeq lists its product as uncharacterized. The coding region runs from base 97 to 612 and encodes 171 amino acids. Gene Ontology annotation, cellular component: nucleus. The record is from RefSeq and is a predicted model, not a curated record. Gene Ontology annotation, molecular function: sequence-specific DNA binding; DNA-binding transcription factor activity. Gene Ontology annotation, biological process: regulation of DNA-templated transcription. The transcript is spliced from 4 exons. NCBI's taxonomy places the organism in Eukaryota, Viridiplantae, Streptophyta, Magnoliopsida, Poales, Poaceae.